Trematosphaeria pertusa is the source of this 540-nucleotide messenger RNA. RefSeq lists its product as uncharacterized. Bases 93 to 389 code for a protein of 98 amino acids. The transcript has a single exon. NCBI's taxonomy places the organism in Eukaryota, Fungi, Ascomycota, Dothideomycetes, Pleosporales, Trematosphaeriaceae. The record is from RefSeq and is a predicted model, not a curated record.
AACGGGUGUGGCUAGAUGGGAAAGGUAGUGGCGAAUGGAACAAGCCGCUGGUAGUGUUUCUCGUCGUGGUGGAGGCGAGUAUUUCGAGAAGGAUGGUGAACAAAUUUCCUGACAACACGGUGAGAUUCGGAAUCCCCAAGAUGCUAACAAAUCUGGCAGAGAGUAUCCGGUAUGCAUAUUUUAGACCGGAGUGCGCUUUACGGGUGUGUCAUCGAGAACGUCCCCGAAUAGUCCAUGUCGCCGAUACUGAGGGGAGGCUUGGGUGGAGGCCGGUGUGGAAUACAGAGCGGUCUCUGCACAAUAUUGACGAUGAAAUCGAUGCCAUUUUGGAGGAGGGAAAGGCGAAGAGCAGCCUUGUUGGCUCUUUGUUUGCCUCAGCGAGAGGGUAGCCUGGUUUUGUACGUCGUUCUCUACGUUCGCAGGUUGUCGUGGUAGGGCUAGGAAGCCCUUAUGGGGCGGGAUGUUUGUACAGUACGAUGAGCAAUUACAUGGCCCGCUGUUCCGGCGGACGUAAAAGGACGCUGUAUCCAAUCCGAGCUC